This is a messenger RNA of Camelina sativa (false flax), 1211 nucleotides long. Its product is annotated as protein THYLAKOID ASSEMBLY 8-like, chloroplastic. Gene Ontology annotation, molecular function: protein binding. NCBI's taxonomy places the organism in Eukaryota, Viridiplantae, Streptophyta, Magnoliopsida, Brassicales, Brassicaceae. The record is from RefSeq and is a predicted model, not a curated record.
UGAAACGCUGUCGUUUUGUAAGUGAUACAGUCAUACAGAGGAGAGACGACGAUUCAAAGUUCACACCUUGGAGAGUCUUACGACCCGAGAGAGAGAGAGAGAGAGAGAUGAUAGCAAUUCGCGUCUUCUCGCGAAAAAUCCCAGCUUUCGCAUCGAUCUUCUUUCAAAACCUAACUAGAAACCCAUCAAUUCAUCGGAUUUCAUUCUCGAAUCUAAAACCCAAGACGCUACUUCACCCGAUUCCGCCGAAACCUUUCACUGUCUUUGUUUCUCGGUUCCAUGACGGGAGACCAAGAGGUCCUCUCUGGAGAGGGAAGAAACUGAUCGGGAAAGAAGCCCUUUUCGUGAUUCUGGGUCUCAAGAGAUUGAAAGAAGACGACGAGAAGCUUGAGAAGUUUAUAAAAACCCAUGUUUUCAGAUUGCUGAAAUUAGAUAUGUUAGCUGUUAUCGGCGAGCUUGAACGACAAGAAGAGACUGCGUUAGCUAUCAAGAUGUUUGAGGUGAUCCAGAAGCAGGAAUGGUACCAACCUGAUGUGUUUAUGUACAAGGACCUUAUUGUAUCCUUAGCAAAGAGUAAAAGAAUGGAUGAAGCAAUGGCGUUGUGGGAGAAGAUGAAGAAAGAGAACCUCUUUCCAGAUUCUCAGACUUAUACUGAGGUUAUCAGAGGAUUUCUGAGAGAUGGAUGUCCCGCUGAUGCCAUGAAUGUGUAUGAAGACAUGUUGAAGUCUCCAGAUCCUCCGGAAGAGUUGCCGUUUAGGGUUCUGUUGAAAGGACUUCUGCCGCAUCCGCUUCUUAGAAACAAAGUGAAGAAAGAUUUCGAAGAGUUGUUCCCUGAGAAACAUGCUUAUGAUCCACCAGAAGAGAUAUUUGGUAGAUGCUGAGGCUCUGAACAAUAGCAACAUGGGAAGUCUAUCUUGAUCAAGAUCCAGUAUGUGUGAUGUUGAACAAGUAUCAGUAGAUCUGAGCAAGUGGCGUAACAAACUGUUACAUCACAAGACAAAAGACUUAGUUAAAUGAACCCAGGUUAUGUAGCGACUUCUAGUCCUUAUUAUGAUGCUUUAUAAUAUUAGGCAAAGACCAAACUUUUGUGAAUCCAUCAUCUUUCUUUAUGUAGCGACUUCUAUUCCUUGUUCUGAUGCUUCAUAAUAUUAGUCCAUGACCAAACUUUGUGAAUCCAUCAUCUUUAUAGUAAAGAUUCUAAGUUGACAACA